CUCCAAGUUGCUCCUGAAACAAGAGAGAGGGAGAGAGAGAGAACCAGAGAAAAAAUGUGGAGAAGAGCUUUGAAUCUGCUACCACACCGACACUUCUCUUCUGAAACUGAAAUCCCAACCCUCUACUCCUUCCUCCAACCCUCAAUCUUUGCCUUGAAGAAAGACCCACCUCCACAACCCUCUACAAACCCUCCAAAACCCACCAAAACCCUAACCCUAGAACACCAAUCCACCUUAGAGACCACCCUCCAAACCUCCCUCAACAAGAACAACACUGAUGAAGCAUGGAAGUCCUUCAAGGCUCUCACCAACAGCUCUUCUUUCCCAAGUAAGCCUCUCACCAAUUCUCUCAUUACCCACUUGUCUUCACUCAAUGAUACCCACAAUCUCAAGAGGGCUUUUGCUUCUGUGGUUUAUUUGUUGGAGAAAAACCCGGAUUUGUUAGAGUUUGAAACUGUUGAGACCCUUUUGAAUUCGAUGAAAAUUGCCAACACUGCUGCCCCUGCUUUUGCAUUGGUGAAGAGCAUGUUCAAGAAUCGGUAUUUUUUGCCGUUUGGCAUCUGGGGCAAUGUUCUUGUAGAAAUUAGUAGGAAAAAUGGUAGUUUUGUCGCCUUUUUGGGGGUUUUUAAUGAGAAUUGUAGGGUUGUUUUGGAUGAGAAGUUGGGUUUUAUGAAACCCGACUUGGCUGCAUGUAAUGCUGCUUUGGAGGGUUGUUGUCGCGUUCUCGAAUCUAUCGGUGAUGCUGAGAGUGUGGUGGAGACAAUGUCGGUUUUGGGUGUUAGGCCUGAUGAAUCGAGUUUUGGAUUUCUUGCUUAUUUGUAUGCAUUGAAGGGGCUUGGAGAAAAGAUAAUUGAGUUAGAAGGUUUGAUGCGUGGGUUUGGUUUUGUUAACAAGAGGAUAUUUCUUAGUAAUUUGAUUAGUGGGUAUGUGAAGGCGGGUAGCUUAGUGUCUGUAUCAGUGACUAUUUUGAGUAAUUUGAGAGAACAUGGAGAGGAAUCAAAUUUUAGUGAAGAAACUUAUUGUGAAGUAGUAAAUGGAUUUCUUCAAAAUGGAAGUAUCAAGGAUUUAGCGAGUUUGAUAAUUGAAGCUCAAAAGUUGGAGGGUCCAUCACUCAUAGCUGAACAAUCAGUUGGUUAUGGCAUUAUCAGUGCUUGUGUUUAUCUGGGCUUAUUAGAUAAGGCACACAACAUUCUCGAUGAAAUGAAUGCUCGGGGAUGUUCUCUUGGGCUUGGGGUCUAUGUGCCAAUCUUGAAAGCUUAUUGCAAAGAGCACAGGACAGCUGAAGGAACUCAAUUGGUUACAGAGAUCAGUGAUUCAGGGUUCCAAUUGGAUGUUGGUUUAUAUGAUGCUCUAAUAGAAGCAUCAAUGUCAAGCCAAGAUUUUCAAUCAGCGUUCUCUCUGUUCAGAGACAUGAGGGAAUCAAGAAUACCUGACUUGAAGGGAAGUUAUUUGACUAUAAUGACAAGUUUAACUGAGAAUCACCGACCCGAGCUUAUGGCAGCCUUUUUAGAUGAGGUUGUUGAGGAUCCUCGAGUUGUAGUAGGUACCCAUGACUGGAAUUCGAUUAUUCAUGCCUUCUGUAAAGCAGGGCGGUUAGAAGAUGCAAGGAGGACUUUCAGAAGGAUGAUCUUCCUUCAGUUUGAACCAAAUGAGCAGACAUACCUGUCCCUUAUUAAUGGGUAUGCAACCACAGAGAAAUACUUCAGUGUUUUGAUGCUGUGGAAUGAGGUUAAGAGAAGGGUUUCUAUCGAUGGAGACAAGAGGUUCAAACUAGACCACAACUUGGUUGAUGCUUUCCUUUAUGCUCUGGUUAAGGGAGGUUUCUUUGAUGCUGUGAUGCAAGUUGUGGAGAAAUCUCAAGAGAUGAAGAUCUUUGUCGAUAAGUGGAGGUACAAGCAAGCUUUCAUGGAGAACCAUAAGAAACUCAAAGUGGCAAAGUUGAGAAAGAGAAACACGAGGAAAAUGGAAGCACUGAUUGCUUUCAAGAAUUGGGCCGGUCUGAGUGCAUGAAUGAACAUCACAUCUGUCUGUUGCUUAUUUUGUAUACUCGUGGUUUUUCCACAGUGAAGAACCAAUUGGUAUAUGAGUGGCAAGAAAGAGGAAUUUGGGAGAACAAACGGCAUAUUGUUUUUAGAUAAUCAUGCCUGCCCAAAUGCAUCUGCUUCACAAACAGCCGAGUCUUCCAUAUGGACCAGAGCUUAAUGGCUACAGAGCUGCAUUACAAAUGGAACUUGAAAAAGAUAUCGGGAAAAGGGAACUGCUCAGAGAUUUCCGAGCGCUGGGCUGAUCAAGAUGCGAGUACUUCAUGAGCUUCCAAUUCUAACUUUUGUAUUAGUGGUUCUGCUCCCAAAAAGGGGGCUCAGUAUUUUUUUUCUCCCUCUAGUUAUCUGAUAGGGACACAAGGGAUAGAGGUCUAGGAAAGUGAAUCACCUAUGGCUUUGAAGAUUCUGGGAUAAAUGUUAAUGCAUAACAUUCACAAUAUAUGCUUUUUCAUUUGGUUUUUUGCUUGCAAGAAUCACUCGGCAUGUAGUUGGGCUAGGCGUUUUUGUCAACUUAUGAAAUUUACAGCAAAAGAUGGGAAAUACUGACUUCGGCAGUUCUGUAUGAGAAAUGAAAAGGAAAACUCCUCUGAUGGCAUUGUUUAUCA
Camellia sinensis is the source of this 2647-nucleotide messenger RNA. RefSeq names its product Pentatricopeptide repeat (PPR) superfamily protein. Gene Ontology annotation, molecular function: protein binding. Lineage: Eukaryota; Viridiplantae; Streptophyta; Magnoliopsida; Ericales; Theaceae. The record is from RefSeq and is a predicted model, not a curated record.